Messenger RNA from Penaeus vannamei (Pacific white shrimp), 564 nucleotides. Lineage: Eukaryota; Metazoa; Arthropoda; Malacostraca; Decapoda; Penaeidae. The record is from RefSeq and is a predicted model, not a curated record.
GAUGCCAGCUUUGUGCUCUCUGCUCUUGUGGCAGCUGUGGAGGAGGGGAACUUGCCUGGGCUGGAAGAGCUGUUCAACAUGGCGCAAAACAUAGAUGUCAACAUGGCCAACAAGCAUGGUGAAAGUGCAAUCCAUCUAGCAUGUGGCCUGGGGCAAUUAGAAGCAGUGCAGUUCCUUGUCAAGAAAGGUGGUGAUUUGAAUGCCACUGAUGCCCAAGGUGACACUCCUCUACACUGGGCUGCUCGACAAGGCCACGCACAAGUCAUUGCAUAUCUCAUUGAACAAGGAUCACAAAUAAAUGCACAAAACAAAAACGGAGAGUCGUGCCUUCAUGUGGCAUGCCGUUAUGGUCACACAGUUGUUGUUCAAAACCUGUGCCUUUGUAAUAUGAAUAUUGAUUUACAGGAUGAACAUGGGGAGACAGCGCUGCACAUCGCAGUUUGGCACGGCUUCCCACGCAUUGUCCACCAUCUGUGCUCAGCAGCAGCAAAUACGGAACUCACAGAUAAGGAAAACCAGACACCCCUUCAUGUGGCAAGUGGGCGAGGUCAUGUGGAAUGUGGC